AGAGAGAGAGGGGAGGGGUUGAUAAUGAAAGAGAGAUGAGCGCCUGAACUGAAGCGGCGCAGCUUCCAGAGAUGUCACAGCGGCGCCGCUUUCUCCGUGUUCCGUCCAAGCAAAAGCACCUCUGCAGCCCGCUCUGUUGAACAUUUAUGUGUCCGUUCAGUCCGUUCGGUUUGUAUAAUGCGUCCAGGAGCGCGUCGUCCUCCCGUCGAUGCUGUGCGGCUUCUCCUGCGUCUCUGGCUCCUGGUUUCCCUUCACCGUGUGUUUGUCGCCGCGUCCGAAGGCGCUGUUUACAACGGAGAGAGCAGCCAGGAUUCAGUGAAGAGCAUCCUUGAGUACACCCACAGUUAUGAGAUUACUUCUCCCACAUGGCUGCAUCCUCUCAGGCCCCACAGGUCUGCCAGCAAAGAGCAUCCAGCAGAGGUCCAGGUUGUGAUCACAGCCGAGGGCCAAGAGCUCCGACUGCACCUACAGAAAAAUGAGCAGCUGUUGGCCCCUGGAUAUCAGGAAAUAUGGUACAGCCCUGAUGGAGCUCGCAGGUCCUCUUCUCCUGCCAACAAUGGACACUGCUUCUAUCAUGGAGAGGUUCAGGGCAUGGCAGGUUCCACGGUUGCUGUCAGCACUUGUUCAGGACUCAGGGGAAUGAUUUCUCUGAACACCAGCGUCAGCUACCUGAUAGAGCCUCUUCCUGAUGCCGCGGAUCCUCAGCAGCAUGCUGUGUUCAGAGCCGAGAGCCUCCACCUACCCAGGGGACGCUGUCUGCAUCACCAUGGCAACGAGGAGCAAGAGGACGGGCUUAAUGACUUCCUCUAUGGAAUGAUGUCACCAGCGAGGAGGCGGGAGAAAAGGGAAGUGGGUCAGAAUAUGAAGUAUGUAGAGCUCCUGCUGGUGGCCGACAAGGCCGAGUUUCAGAGCCAUGGGAAUAAUCUUGAGAAGACCAAACUGAAGUUACUAGAAGCAGCCAACUUGGUUGACAAGUACUACAAGGCCUUGAACAUCCGCGUGGCAUUAAUCGGCCUGGAAGUGUGGACCAACCAGGACAUGAUCAACGUGACGGAUAACGCUCACAGCACGCUGGCGGGGUUCCUGUCCUGGAGACGCAAACAUCUUAAAACGCUCCCCAACGACAACGCUCAGCUCAUCACGGGGAGGCCGUUCCAGGGCACCACUAUCGGGCUCGCGCCUCUCAAAGCCAUGUGCUCUGACUAUCAGUCCGGUGGAGUCAACACGGACCACUCGGAGUCAGCGGUCGGGGUGGCCGCCACCAUGGCGCACGAGAUGGGCCACAACUUUGGCAUGAGUCAUGACAGCACAGGCUGCUGCCAGGCCAAACCAGAGGACGGGGGGUGCAUCAUGGCUCCUGCUACCGGGGAUCCGUUUCCACAUGUUUUUAAUGGCUGUAACCUGAAGGAGCUGAAGAGCUACCUGAGCUCCGGGGGAGGGAAGUGUCUCUUCAACCUGCCCAACACCAGGGCCAUGUAUGGAGGGCAGCGCUGCGGCAAUGGUUACCUGGAGGAUGGAGAGGAAUGUGACUGUGGAGAAGAGGAGGAAUGCACCAGCCCCUGCUGCAACGCUAAUAACUGCACGCUGAAAGCUGGAGCUGAGUGCGCCCAUGGGGUCUGCUGUCACAACUGCAAGCUGAAGAGCCCGGGCGUGUUGUGCCGAGCUCCCUCGGGGCCGUGUGAUCUGCCAGAGUACUGCGAUGGAAAGGCGGAGUCCUGCCCUGCUAACUUUUACCUGAUGGAUGGUGCAACGUGCGCGGGCGGGCAGGCCUACUGCUACACCGGCAUGUGUCUGACCUUAGAGCAACAGUGUCUUUCACUCUGGGGACGAGGCGCCCGUCCAGCCCCCAACCUGUGUUUCCAGAAGGUGAAUGAAGCCGGGGACAUGUACGGGAACUGUGGAAAGGAUCUGUUUGGGAAGUACCGGAGCUGCAAGGACAGAGAUGCAAAAUGCGGCAAAAUCCAGUGUUCGACAUCAGCCUCCACACCCACCGGGAGCAAUGCUGUUCCCAUAGAAACCACAGUCACUGUUGGCAGCAGGAGAUUGAAGUGUAUGGGAACUCACGUGUACAAGCUGAACCAGGGGGACGAGGAGCCGCAGGGCGACACCCUGGACCCGGGCCUGGUCAUGACGGGAACCAAGUGUGGCGACGACUCGAUUUGCUUCAACGGAGAGUGCCGCAAUGCAUCUUUCCUCAGAGCUAAUGAGUGCAACGCCAAGUGCCACGGACAUGGGCUGUGCAACAACAACCGUAACUGCCACUGCGAUGCAGGCUGGGCCCCUCCGCGAUGUGAUCAGAAGGGCUCAGGAGGAAGUCUAGAUAGUGGACCAGUCGUCAGCCAGAGUUUCCUUCCGUACCUUGUUCUCCUUCCACUGGCUCUCUUUUUGGUUCUGGCUGCUCUUGGCCUGUGGUUCUGCCACAGACAUAAGCUCGGCCCACUUAAAGCCUCUGCUCCACCGCCAGUGCCAAAAUGUUCAGACACGCUGCAAGGCAAAUCGGUGCACACUGACGGUCAAGUCAACGUUCACACCAACCCAACUUUCCUGCUUAAGAAGCACGACUUGUCUUCUCCUCGUGCGACCCCGUCUUGCCCGACUCGGACCAGACAUGCCAUAGUGCGUCCAGCGGUGAAGCCUCCUCCCAUUCCUGCAUACACUAGAGAGCCGAAAGAGCAGACGCCACAGACUAACGGCCAGCCUAUCACCUCUCCUUCAGCCCAAAAGUCUCCUCAGGUUUACCCCCCCACUCCCUUUAAGUCUACCCAGGGCGGCGGACAGGCGUCGUCUCCACUUCUAGGACCCGGAUCUUUAUCUUCCAAAGACCCUAAAAGCCCGUUGCAGCCCCCAGCAGUAAACAAACAUCGGCCAGAUCCCCCGAACAGACCUCCACCCCCGUGUCCUGUCAAAAGACCAUUGGUGCAGGAACAACAUGUGAAAGGCUUGCAGCUCACGACUGAUGCCCUGCAGAGAGGAAAAACUGCUUUGGCUCCAUCUGCUGGACAGAAAAAGCCAAACUGCUUGAAUUAGGAACCGCAGGGACAGGAACGACCUCUUACAUCCAGUAAGGGACUGCCUCAAAUUGUCUUUAGAACAGCUGCAGCACUGUGGAAAAAGAUAAAUACUUGAUCACGUACUUCCACUUAUGUGCAUUAAAGGGAAAAUUAUAUAAUUAUAGCAAGUUACUGUAAGAAUGUGUUGCAAUGAGUUUAUGUUGCGUUGAAGAUUUGGGCCUCAUCAGUGGUUUGUACAUUUUAUUUUCUUUAUCCAACUGAAACAGCUUGUGCUGAGAAUUUAAAUAUAUUUUUUAAUUACCAUGCUGUCUCAGAUGUUAAGGGAAAUGUGAAAUUUUGAAGUAUUUAUUCUCAAAGUAUGGAAAAAUGAAUGUUUACAGUGCAGCCUGUGUACCAAACAUGGCGCCUCUUAAGUGGCAUAGCUAUAAAAUGAUGUCUUAUAUUAAGAAAAGAUGGAAAUAAUGACAUUGUUGCAUUUUUUUAGAUGUGAAUAAUAAUGAAAAUAUGGUGGCUUUCAAUUGGGGAAAUGGUAACCAGUGAAAACCACACAUGCAUGCUGUAAAUAUAUGCCCGUGACAAAGAGGGAUACACGUCCGCACUUUAAGAAGUGUGAGGAUUGUUUUUUAGUUUACAUGUUUUCAAUUUUUGUUAUUUUGUAUUGUUGUAGCUUUGCACUUUUCUGUUACACAUCAGUCCCUGAAUGCAUCAGAAAUGACUGUUUUGGGAGAAAGAUAAUAAACAACAAUCCUUACAGAGUUGCUCUAUGAACCCGGUGGAGCUGAAUGUAAAAGUGGUCUGAAAAGUUUCAUUUGAACCCACAAGAGUUAUUAUUUCUCAGCUCUGUCACUGGCAGUCAAGGAUUAAGUUGCCUGGAUAAUUUCAUGUGAUAAAACUGAGCCAUACAUGGGACAACAGCUCUCAGGUCGACCUAUCAGAACACCACCAUCAACUGCGUUUAGUCUUUUGAUUUACAAAAUCUGUUCAGCAGCAGCUCUUGUUGUCCAGAACUGUGAUGGACCUCCUCCCCUCACCAAGAAAACUGUCUCAUGUGACUGCAGGUUGGGCUCCACUGAUAGAUUUGGCAUGAUUGGUUUGUAUUUCACAUUACUGUGGUCCAUUUGACCUCAUGAACAAAUGUCCAUUUGAACAUGAAAAUGCAGACUGUCAACUGCCGUAUUGUACCUUAUCAUCUGACCUAUGCAAACGCAGGAAUCUGGAAAAUGGGAAUAAAAUAAAGACAUUUCAAAAUAAAAA
This is a messenger RNA of Cololabis saira (Pacific saury), 4265 nucleotides long. It is a transcript of the gene adam19b, whose product is annotated as ADAM metallopeptidase domain 19b. NCBI's taxonomy places the organism in Eukaryota, Metazoa, Chordata, Actinopteri, Beloniformes, Belonidae. Bases 178 to 3027 code for a protein of 949 amino acids. The record is from RefSeq and is a predicted model, not a curated record. The transcript has 23 exons. Gene Ontology annotation, molecular function: metalloendopeptidase activity. Gene Ontology annotation, biological process: membrane protein ectodomain proteolysis.